Molecule: messenger RNA, 2828 nt
Organism: Leptinotarsa decemlineata (Colorado potato beetle)
Lineage: Eukaryota; Metazoa; Arthropoda; Insecta; Coleoptera; Chrysomelidae
Molecular function (GO): protein binding
Source: RefSeq, a predicted model, not a curated record
AAUGAUUUCCGAAGCAUCAGUCAGAUCAUCGCCAGCGUACCAAAAUGGCUCCAAAAAUUCAUCUCCUCUUCGUAGUGUUGUGUUUUUAUGUGGGCGUAACUCAUUCGAAAAAAGCCACCUUCAAAAACGUUGACGUCACGCUAACGUGCACCAAGCCGCUCUACAAGCACAACAACGAAGUCGUCAAGAUAGCCAACUCCAACGAUUUGAUGGAGAACCUCAACGAGAGGGACCCCAGGACGUAUGACACCAUCACCAUCUCCAACCAGUCUCUUCCUGUGAUUUACGAAGGCUCUCUGUCCAACCUUUACCUCGAACGGCUCCAGAUCAUCUACUGUGACGUUCAAAUCAUAGAGCCUGGUGUCUUCAAGGACGCCCAUAAGCUGGACUACCUCACCAUCAGCGAAACCCAUCUUCACGAAAUUCCCUUGGGGGUUUUCAAUGACCUGCCGAUAGUAACAUUCUACUUGGACAACAACGAGAUCAAUAAGAUCGAGAGCGGGGCUUUUGGUGGGAUGACGAAGCUGAAGCACAUCUACCUCAGCAUCAACGAGAUGGAAACCAUCAAGAAGGGGCUGUUCAAGGAUUUGCCAGAGCUGAAGCUAAUCAGGGUUGAUGAAAACGGGCUGGAGAAAAUUGAGCCUGGGGCGUUUGAGAACCUGCCGAAGUUGAAAAAACUCGUUUUGGACAACAACAAGCUGAGGAAGAUCGAUGACGGUGUUUUGGAAAAUCUGCCGUCUUUACAGACUCUGUUUUUGCAAAACAAUGAGCUGGAUGGGAUAAACGUGAACACGUUCAAGACUCUGGACCAACUGGAAGUGUUAUGGUUGCAAGGCAACAAACUGAAAGAGAUGAAGAAGGGAGACAUCGACAAUCUAAAAAAUCUUCGCGAACUCAAUCUGAACGAUAACGAAAUUAGAGUUCUGAGGCCGGGUUUCAUUGACGGCUUGACGAAGCUGGAAGAGGUCGAUCUGAGUAAUAAUAAACUCACAGUUAUACCGAAUGGGGUAUUUAGCAAGUCAUCGAUAACAGACUUAAAACUCGGCAACAACGACAUCGUCACCAUCGAACCCGGAGCCUUCGAAGGUGCGCACAUGUUCGACCUGGACCUGCGAGGAAACGACCUACUCGAAGUGACCGUGGGCGUCUUUAACAGCAUCUUCGUCAACCGUCUGGACCUGAGUGACAACAAAAUCGAGGUGAUCAAAGAUGGCGCUUUUGAUGGAUCCAACUUCCAGUUCCUCCAUCUGGACGGAAACAAGAUCCACCAGCUGCGUAGCGGUGUCUUCGAAAACGUCAAAGUCACCGUGGUCUCCGUCAAGAACACCAACCUCACCGACAGGGAUCUGGUGUCCCUCAGGGACCUUUCCAUCAGCUUCAAUUUCAACUCUGGGACUGAUUCCAGGCAAGCGCGCAGCGUGAUUCGAUGAGGCUGGGAGAGAGGCGGUUACGGGUGAUUAUUGUUGGACAGUGAAAGUGAAUGGUGCAUUUGGAAGAAAACAAUGAAUGGGUAACUUGGCUGGUGGUGUGCCGGUUGGGAAUAUUGUACUAAGAUUUGUUGCACCACAAGUGACUUGAUGGACAUGCGGAAAAUCGUUCAUGAACUUUACAGAGGGGUUUAAAUUGUGACGUCUGGAAUGGAAAAUGCUGGAUCCCAGUCAACAGUAAUCCAUAAAUAUCCCUUGUCCGAUUUUAUACAGCGUGGACUUAGUACGUGGAUUAGUCCUCCCCUCUUUACUCAUUAACGUCACAACAUAUCAAGGUCGGACACAAUUCACAUUUUCAGUACUUUUUGAUAAGAAAACUGAGGGCGCUACCAACGUUUUUUCUUCAAGAGUAUGAGGAAGACUUGUGAUAACUCGCUUGAUAGGUAUUUCCAUUCUCUAUCCAUAAUUUUAUUACUUUUGGGAUACUCUCAAGUGAUUAUCGCUCUUAUACUCGUUUAAAAGACCUAAAAACAAACGAUACAUAUCCUAAUUUCAAAUGUAUUCUAAACUCCCGCCAGUUCAUUUCAAUGGACAUUCAAAAUUUCAAUCAUUCACCCUUUGACAGUCAUGACAUCUGUUAACAACUUUUUUCCUACGUUAUUAAAUGUUCCUGGGGCAAUAUCAUUGAAAGUACUUAUUUUUCUAUCCUCCGCGACUUCCGAAAUUGAUUCCGGUUGUGUUUCAUUCACUUCAGAUGUCGCGCUCUCCCCCAAAUGCAUCUAGAGGCGUCGUAUCAGGUGAUCGAGUGGGCUCUUCUAAGGGACUACGUUUUCCUAUCUACCGGUUUGGAAAUUUGUCAAACCCAAAUGAUUUUUCAACUGAUAUUAGGUUUCAGCAACUCUUUAUCACGAGCUGGUGCGAAAGUGACUAUAUAUAGUACUGAAGUGAAACCUUUUAACGUGAAUUCUGUCCAAUCUUGAUAUCGUGUUCCUUUCAGAAGUUAAGAGAGGAGGGAAAUUUUUGUCCGAACUGUAUUGCUUACCAAUUAAACAAUUCUCAAUGUUAAAUAUACCACAGAAAUUACUUAUUUUUGUCAUUCAUGACAAUAAUGACUUCAAUAAAUUGAUGGAUAUAGCUGUUACUUUUCCCUCGCUCAGUGAGCGAGGCCUACUUACUCGUAAAUUCCUUAAAUUUAGCGAAAAAAUCGUUAUGUUGGCAACACUAGAAUGGCACGCAGUGUUCAAAUCGGAGCACUGCACUGCAUGCAUUUAAUUUUACCGGGAACCUCGAUAUUGAUAAAAUAAUAAAAGAGUUUGCUGACAGAGAGACUAGAAAAGUCAAAUUUCAUUGGUUUUUUUUUUGAAAUGGAUACUUUCUUUAAUAAAUGGUAAUUUCAUUAUA